Messenger RNA from Nicotiana attenuata, 526 nucleotides. RefSeq lists its product as uncharacterized. The annotation marks the transcript as partial. The transcript has a single exon. The record is from RefSeq and is a predicted model, not a curated record. NCBI's taxonomy places the organism in Eukaryota, Viridiplantae, Streptophyta, Magnoliopsida, Solanales, Solanaceae.
AUGGCUUCCGAAAAGAAGAUCACAUCUUCAGCCAUAUGGUUGCGUCUCCCCGAAUUACCUAUCGAAUUUUACGAUAUUCAGAUACUGCAAAAACUGGGAAAUAAAAUAGGAAAAUUACUUACAGUUGAUGCCUGCACCUCUACAACAACACGAGGUAGAUACACAAGGCUCUGUGUUGAGGUACCUUUGGAUCAACCAUUAAAAACUCAUCUCUUUAUAGGCAGCCAUAACCAAACUAUCAUUUACGAAGGAUUAAAUAUGCUCUGUGUUAACUGUGGUCGACUUGGCCAUCAAAGGGCAUGUUCUUAUAAACCCCCACCAAAUUCUCCCACAGAUUUCAUUCCGUUAAAACAGUCCCUAACUCAAAACCAUACAGAUAGCCCUUCUUUGAAUUCCCCCACUCCAACUAAUGAUGAAUGGAAGCUUGUACAAUUUCCAAGGAAAUCCAUGACGAACACAACUGCAACCAAAUCAAACUUUAACCAACCCACGAUAGUUUCUCCUUCUUCAGCUUCUCCAUCAUCAG